Epinephelus fuscoguttatus (brown-marbled grouper) is the source of this 5477-nucleotide messenger RNA. RefSeq names its product xin actin-binding repeat-containing protein 1. Gene Ontology annotation, biological process: actin filament bundle assembly; actin cytoskeleton organization. Lineage: Eukaryota; Metazoa; Chordata; Actinopteri; Perciformes; Serranidae. The transcript is spliced from 4 exons. Gene Ontology annotation, cellular component: stress fiber; actin cytoskeleton; plasma membrane. The coding region runs from base 308 to 5227 and encodes 1639 amino acids. The record is from RefSeq and is a predicted model, not a curated record. Gene Ontology annotation, molecular function: actin filament binding.
ACAGAAAUAGCCAGCGAGCUGCAAGUCCAGAAUAGGUGCAGGAGGGUGAAAGGGUCAGCUGUCACCGGGGCAGAAAUGAGGCAGAGAGGGGGAGCGACUGAGAGUGGCAGAGGCUCCAUUAGCAGACACAAAGCAACAGGAAAUCAGACCUGACUCGCUCACAAAGACUGAAAGAGAAUAAGAAGAAAGGCAGGUCAGAAGGAGCUGGGAGCUGUUCGUUUUCUAUGAAAAGAGGAGGUCAAUUGCAGAUUUUAGAGACAGCUCCUUCAUCCAAACCAAGGAGACACUGAGCGUGUCAGUCAAAGCUAUGUCCGCUCUCUAUCUGUCAAAAGUGGCACCACAGGAUUCGACACACAGCCCUUUAAAACCGGCACAAGGUCAGUCAUCUGAAUCUGGGAAGAGGGUCAAACAGAUGGCUGAAGACUCCCAACAUACGAAAGAUGACAUCCCUCCACCUCCUUCUGGCAGACAUCAGCCAGGACCAGAAAACAUCCAUGGAGCACAUUCCCUACAGUCCAUGCCAGCCCAACUGUCCAAAGAAAAGCUACACCAACAGCGGCAGAAAUGUGAGCUGAGAAGGCUCCUGAAGCACACGCACCCUGAGCUGAAGAUGUUGGACGAAGUUGUGGAUGAGGAGCUUGCUGAGGUUUUGAGCUCAGAGACUGAGGUCACAGCUGGCGAAACUGGAUAUGAGGGAGAGGUCCUUUCAAGAUGUUUGAUAUUUGAGAACUGUGCCCUGACCAACAAAGUAUCUCCUUACACCCCCAAGAUGCACACAGCAGAGGGAACAGCAGAAAGAGGCGAUGUCGGUAAAAUGUCAGCUGUAUUUGGGAGACAUGAAAACAGGCCUUGUAAUGAAAGUGAGAAAGGGAUCGUGGAGGAUGAGAAAACAGUCUGUUCUAGUCCAGAUCCUAACAGAGAGUGUGAGGAGGAGAUGAAAAGAAUAGAUGUUCAGGCUACCAGGAGGAUGUUUGAGAGUCAGUCUGUGAACACGUCUGCACUAAAUUCAGAUAAUAAAGUCCAUGGGAAAGUUUCUGUUUCUGGGGGUCAGACAGGGGCAGUCCAAAAACAUAAACAGGUUUUUGACAUGUCUAGCACAGAGAAUGUACACAGCGAAGACAAAAACAAUACGUGUACCAAAAGUCUUGAUUUGAUAGAUCCACCCAAUGAACAAGACGAAUGGGUCAAUAUCACUGACCAAAACUCCGACCAUGACUUUUCUGAUUGGGAAGAAGUUUCUACUGGUGAAACAGUCUUUGAGGGUGAGCCUACGAGCCCUCCAGAUACAGAAGAAGUUGGGAAAAUAAUCAAAACAAGUACAGACCUUUUCCAAAACAAUCCAUUUAUCCCAACAAAUAUAGAAAGAGAGCAUUCCAGCGUGCAUGCCUCAAAUUCCCAAAGCCCAGCAGGAGACAGUGGGGCAGCUGAGGACUAUAUGAUAGCUAAUGUCAAGAACAGAGCCCACUUGUUUGAAUCAAUGCCAUUUGACAAAAUCAGGCAUCAGAACAAGGAUGAAAUUGAGACAAUGGUGGAGAACAUCAAAGAAACACUGAAUUCCCUUUAUCAUGUCAACGCCAUACAUUCAGAUGGCUCAAUCAUUGAGGUAAACGAGACUAUGAUAGCCAAAAAGGCAAAAUUCUCACUAUCAGAGAGUGGGCCUGAGAUAAAAUAUGAUGAGGUGGCUGAGGGUGGUGCACAAAACUUCAUACUUCAGUUGCUACCACGGACAAACCUAAAGCCUCAGAUCAUUUACCUAAAGGAGGGUAGCAAAGGAAGCAUGGAGGCCACAGUAGUGACUGUACCCUUGCACCAGCACCACUUCACCAUCAACCAAGACACAGAGUUUAAAACUGCCAAUGUGGUUCAGGUUGUUGAGGAUAUUCUCAAUCAAGAUAACUCUAUGCGGAAAGGAGUGAUUAUCCAGGAGGAUGCAGACAGAUGUGCUGAAGUCAUUGUUUACUCCCUCUACUAUUACUUUGAUGAGGAUGAUGUAAAAAGUUACUGUCCCCCACAAGGUGCAGAGUAUGAUGAACCAGAGCCAGAGAGAGGUGAUGUGUAUAAACCAGAUAAUCAAGAACUCAGAAAAGGCAUUAUCAAGUCAACCAUAAGCUUCCUCUCAGAAGCUUCUAAAGAUCAAACCUGCCAAGGAUCCUUGAGGCCUGAAAUCACAGUAAAAGGGAAUGUAAAACUGUUCAAGAGUUGUAUUGAAAAGGGAGAUUUGGAGUAUUUGAAAACUCUUCGGGCCGAGCCAACAGUGCAAGAGCAGGACCUUCCUCUUGAUCAAAAUGUGGCUGGACAAGAAAUAGGUGUUCAUCAUGAACAGAGAGGUGAUCAAGAAGAGGACAGCACUGCAGAGUGGGUCCCAGUGGAUGUAAACAGACUGAAAAAUAUGUUCUCUGGGGACCAAAGACCAGUUCAACCCAAGCAAAAUGCUCCUGAAAAGAAACAGUCCUCUACAAAAUGCAAUGUUGGGGUUUUCUCCCAUGGGCAAGCAAAGAAUACUUGUAGGGAGUGUGGUGGCCAAACACAAGAAGAAGCAUGCAACACUUCAACUGCACCACGGGGAUCAUAUCUACACCUUGAUACACAGGAUGAUGGCAGGAUCCACCAGGCUGCACGAGUCGAGGUGGUGGAUGAUGUUGAGAUCUCUAACCUCCAAACUGCGAUUCAUAGCCUCCAACAGGCAACAACCGAAGCCAAAUCUUUGCAUCAAUCAUCACAAGAAAAACUGAAAUUCCUUGUUCAGGAAUCUUCCAAGGAACCCGAUGUCUCAGUUACAGCAGGUGAUGUCAAGAAUUCAAGAACAAAGGCAGAAUUACCUCGACAAAAUGAGGGCCAAAAAGAGGACUCAUGCACUGAGCCAAGGUGUCAUAAACUCCCAUCAGCCUCAGAACAUAAAUCACACCCCCAAAAUGAGACUACAGACACACGCUGUAUAGACACUAACUCUGAAGAAGUACAAACUACUGAGACAUGCAUAAGAAAGUGUCAAAAACACACAGAGGUUGUCUCGAAACAACAUUUUCAAGCUGCUUUGGUGUCUGCACAGAGUCCAGAAACAUCUGCUGCACAGCAAGAGGAUGAGGAAGUUGUUUUUCAGGGUAAACUUCAAGCAGCUUUGGACUCCCUGGAGAGAUCCAACAUCAAUGUCAGUAAAGGAGAUUUCAGAGCAGCUAUGAUAUACAGAAACUCAUCCAAACCUCACACAGAAAGAUCACAAAAUGUGGAUGCAGUGUCUCUUCAAAAGCCCACUAAGGAGGAGUUUUGCCCUGUGUCUGAACCUAAAUCAACUCAAGCACAACUGAGACAAGAGGUCCCCGAAGAACAAGUGACUGCAGCGAAUGCACAGCCCCAAAGCCAAAGUGAAACCCUAAAUAAAUCAACUAAAAGAGCUGCCACAGAGAAAAGCAAAAGACCUGUUGGUCCAAAACCAGCCCUCCCACCUAAACCUGAGCAUCUAAAAGUGAAAGAAAGAGACAUUGAAUCAGCCAACACAAAUAAUCCUGAGGCACCUCAAAUUAAUACUGUGAGACCCAAAGAAACAGUUCCCCAACCACUGCCAAUGACACUGAUGUCACAUAGUGAUUCAGUGGAUCAUCAAAGAAAUAAGCUUUUUGAUGAAGCUACACAGACGUCUCAGGAAAUUAAAGUAAGGCAUCAAAUCCAAGGUUCAGCUGUUAUCUUGGAAAGUGAUAACACAGAUAAGAAUACCAUUAAGCAACAACAGGAGAUAAACGCCACAGCUGAAGAGAAAAGCCCACAGGAUUUCCCAAUCAAAGAUAAUAUGAAUGAAACAGAUGAAAGCCAUGUAGAUUUUCAUGAAGCGUGUAAGAAAUUUGGAGGUAAAAAGGCAAAGAAUGCUCCUGCAAAGCCAAAAAGAGUAAAACUGGCCCAUGCUCACAACAAAAACCAAAAACACAUGUCUAGGGAUAAUUCCUCAGCUCUUCCAUGUGUGGAUGGGGAACCACAGCAAACUCUAACUGGUCCAACGUGCAAUAAUCCAAACACACGUGGGCAAACUGCUGACAGCAAAGACAAGCACGGGAAAGACAGGAAACAAGAAAGCAAAGUUGAGAUGAGGGAAAAGAAAGGACGAGCCGAGACAGAGGACGAACGCCGACAGAGGCUGUCAGUUCACAUGGAUGAGAUCAUGAAAGGGAACAUAACAACAGCCAUGGAAAUUUUUGACAACCUGCGAAAGCAGGAGGAACUGCAGAACAUUCUCAGUCGAGUUGAAGAAAUUGAAAAGGACACGAGCGAGGUCGACGUAAGAUCCCUGAGGGGAGUCUUCGAGAACGUUCCUGACUGGGUUGUCAGCUCUGACAAAAGGAAACAAAAAAAGGCAAAAGCAGAAAACAAAGAAGAGAGGCUGCCAUUAACAAGAGGCAACACUGAAAGCAAGUCCUCAAUGGCACAUGUUUUUGGAGAUCUUGAGCGAGCCAGUGAGGAAAUCAUGAAUCUUAAAGAACAGACUUUAGCUAGACUCAUGGACAUAGAGGACGCCAUAAAGAAGGCUCUUUAUUCUGUCUCUACCUUAAAAUCUGACUCAGAUAUUGCUGGGUUAUCAUGUCUGUUCAAAGAGUCAUUAGGGACAGGGCAACGAUCCCCAUCAUCUGGUAAUAUCAGCAAAAUAAGCAUUGGGUCAAGCAGAAUGAAAUCACCGCAGACACAGGAAAGCCCUACAGCACAAAGAAACACAGCUCUGCCAGUUAGCCAGAGCGCAAACAUUGAAGUGGCCUCUGCAAAACAACGAGCAAGUCCUCCAUCUUCGCCUGCCUUUAUCUCCAUCCAGUCAGCUGCUAGAAAAACCGAUAAAACUGAGUUGCUACCACCAGAGACCACAAUCUGCCCAACAUGUCAACACAGCGCAAAGACAGAGGAGACAUUCCGGACCACUAAAACGCUGACAUGCAACAGCCCUGCUCAAAUCAGAAAAAGGGACCCCAGAAAAGGAGGUCAAAAGCAAUCCUCCCACAACCCUAAACGAGAGCUCAGUGUACUCGAGGUGCAGACUGACUGUGAUGGGAACAGUAUCACGGGCACCAAAACAGUCACAGAGAACUAUGAGAGGACUGAUAACUUAGGAAACCGGUUUUACUCUUCUAAAACCUCCACUGUUGUCACUGCUCAGCCAGAAACUACAACAUCCACAGGUCAGACCAGUCCGGCUACGUACCAGGUCACCAAGUACCCAGAAGUCUGUCUGCCAGUCAAUCAGAAACCGUAAAUCAUUCACAUACAGGUGCAGUUUGUCACCUGUUAGCCCAGUGUUUUCAUAUAUUUUAUGACAAAGUUGUGUACAUAAUUUUACUCACAAAUAUAUGAAUUAUGUUGGUUAUUAUUGUUUGUUUGUUUGUUUAUUUAUAAGAGGUUAUUGGUUUAAGAUUUUCUUAUCUAUCUUAAGAAUUUGUUUGUAGAUCAUACUCUUUACUGUUUUUGAUUUUCAUUUGGAAUUAAAGAUGUGUUAUUGGUUUUCA